UUGCCAGUGAGAUUGUACGUUAUUUUGUAAUUACUAUUGGAUUAGCUCGCAUCAAGCCGCGGGUUUAUCCUGCGAGGCCGGAGAUUUGCGCCUCGGGGGCGGGGAGGAGUCCUCCGUUAUUCCACCUCCGUUAUUCCACCGUCAGCUGAGGAGCGCAGGGCCGGUAUGUCGGUGUGGUAACAUCGCAGUCACCUCGAGGCAGGACUCCAUGAGCUGGUAGAGGAUGGAUGUGGAGGUGAGUGCUGGCAGGGACAGCACCUGGAGGAGGGCAGCAGCAGCAUCCGCAGCAGCAGCAGCAGAUGAUGAUGAUGGAGGAGGAGGAGGAGGAGGACGAGGAGGCAUGGAGGCUCAGAUCGUACCACUGGAGCUCUAUGACUCUGCCAGGGCCAAAAUAGAAGCAAAUCUCCGCUGGUUGUUUGCCAAAGCCUAUGGAAUCGACAACGUCCCUGCAGACCAGCGAAACCCCUUCUACACCGACCAGUAUGAGCAGGAACAUAUCAAGCCCCCCAUCAUCCGCCUGCUGCUGUCUGGAGAGCUCUACUGCCGUGUGUGUGGGCUCAUCCUGCACGCUGAGCAGGCUGCCUCGCUCCAGAGCCACCAGUCUGUCAUCCAGGCCCUGUCCAGGAAAGGCCUCUAUGUCCUGGAGGCUGACAACACCCCCGUUUCUGAUCUGGACCUCAGCUCUGCUCCCUUAAAGAUGAGCUCCCACAUCCACCUCAUUGACGCCCUGAUGAUGGCCUACAUGGUGGAGAUGAUCAGCAUAGAGAAGGUUGUGUCCAGUGUCAAGCGCUUCUCGAACUUCAGUGCCUCUAAGGAGCUCCCUUUUGAUAUGGAAGACGCAAUGCUUUUCUGGAUCAACAAGGUGAACAUAAAGAUGAGGGAGAUCACAGAGAAAGAGCUGAAGAUGAAGCAACAUCUGCUGGAGUCGUCCAGUCAUCAGAAGUCUCCCUCCAAAUGGUACUGGAAGCUUGUACCAGUGCGAUACCGCAGAGAUCACCUGUCAGGUCGGACACUUCAGCACUUCCCCCUGCUGGACGACCUUUUGAAGGACGUGUGUGACGGAACAGCUCUGCUGGCUGUGAUCCACUUCUAUUGCCCUGAACUCAUCAGACUCGAAGAUAUCUGUCUGAAGGAGGUUCCUUCCAUAGCAGACAGCAUGUACAACAUCGAGUUACUGCGGGAGUUUUCUAAUGAGUACCUGAGCAAAUGCUUCUACCUGAAGCCCGAAGACAUGUUGUAUUCUCCACCGGUCCUGAAGAAUAACAUGAUGGUCUAUAUUGCUGAGCUGUUCUGGUGGUUUGAGAGCGUGAAGCCAGACUUUGUUCAGCCCAGGGACCUUCACGAAAUCAGAGACGUGAGAUUGUUGCUCCAGCCUAAAGCUUCUCGAUCUCAUACACCAAUCUCCAACGUCACAAAACGUAGUUUCCUGACGUCAUCCAACUCCGCUGAUGUCUUGUCCAUGCCCCAGAGCUCUGACCUCAGCUCUUUACAAGGCACUUCAAGCUCCUCUCAAUCUUUACUGCCCUUGAGGCAGAGACAACAGAAGGUGCUUGAGGAGAGCACUUCAGUGCUCAGAAAUAGGUCUGUCUCUAUGGCUCGUGCAGAUGGGCCGCACCAGGGCUCAGUAUCGGCCUGGCAAGAGAGGAGGCAGAGGCCUUUAUCGCAGCCAGUGCCCUAUGCCCUGCAUUAUCCCAUGGAGGACGACGCCGACAGUAUCAGCCUUGCUCGCUCCAUCAGCAAAGACAGCUUGGCCUCGAACAUAAUGAGCAUUACCCCGAAACACAUGCUGGGGUCAGGUCCUCGUCUGUCUCACCACAGACUCAGUGGUCAGAGCCUUCUGAGUCACAUACGCAUAGAAGACGAAGAGGAGGAAAUAGAAGAGGAGGAACUUGUCGCUGUGAUCCACCCCUAUGCAUUUUCUCGACAUCGGCUUGGCAGUGACAUGGAACAAGAUGAGCUAGAAAUCCAGGAUGCAACCUCCACCUCAAAGGUUUCUAACCCUCAUUGCUCUCCUCGCCCUGACCCUGGUUGUUUUACUUCGGAUCAUCAGGCAGACAGCUACUAUCUGGAGCCUCUGAUGCCUGCCAUCUCCAAGCCAGCGAAAGAGAAGAGUAUCAGCCUGAACAAGCAGGAAGAAAGUGGUGAGGGUCGCUGUAGAGCAGCGGCUGCAAGGAAAGCGGCCGCCAUUGUCUCGAAAACGUCACAGAGAAUGUCCCCUGGGGCUGAGUCUAACAGAAGUACCUUUACAUUACCUGUUGCAGAGUCAGUGCCUAGCUGCCUCAGGCCGCCCACUGAGGGUUCAUUGGGCAAUUCUCCGCCCGGAAAACAACAGUCCCAAGGAUUUUUCCUUCAUCUGUCGCCGGAGCACCACAGUUCUUUCUCCAAUACACUUGAGGUGGGAUACGACUCUGACUCAGACAUUGCAGACCUUGAGGAAGAUGAGGAGGACGAUGAUCAGAUAGAGCAAACAAGAGAAGUGAUGAAGAGAGGAAAGGGAAAAUAUUUAUAUGAGGGGGAGGUGUGUGAAUUCGGUGAGGGCGAGUCAGCCAAGUUGAAAGAAGACUUGAAGGUGAGUGAGCGGGACGAUAAGGAAGGCGGCAGUGGACGCUCGAGCCCUUGCCUCAGCACCGCAUCCUGGGCAAGCAGCUGCAGCGCUUCGGGCAGCGCCAGUGUCAAGAUGACCAGCUUCGCAGAGAGAAAGCUCCUGAAACUUGGCCUCCGGGAUGGAUUUUCUAGUACCAGUAGCUCCCAGAAGACCACCCCUGAUGGCUCUGAGAACAACCCCUGCCCUCCCUGGCAACUGAAGACUGACUGCACCUCCAGUUGGCUUGGGAAGGAGCCUGGUUCUGGGCUGGGGAAUACUAUGAUGGGGAGCCUCCCAGUAGUGCCUUCAGAACUGCUGCAACUUCACAUGCAGCUAGAAGAACAAAGACGUGCAAUCGAAUAUCAGAAGAAGAAGAUGGAGACCCUGUCAGCACGGCAGAGACUAAAGCUAGGGAAAGCUGCUUUCUUGAACAUCGUCAAGAAGGGUGGAGGCAAGAGUGAAACACUUCCUUUGCCCCUGAAACACUCCCAGGAAUCUGAAACAGCUGCUUAUAGGAAUAAAGUGAAGUCCCUGUCCAGCAGGGAUGACUCUUGUCUGGAUAAGCUGAAGGUCCAAGCAAAGAUGGGCCAUCAAGAGGGAGCACACAUGAACAGAGUCAACAAGCUGAGCACCCUGUCUCAAAAUAAUGGGGCUGAUCCUGGCUGCCCUGAGUAUUCCCGCUCCAUAGAUCUUCUCAAUGACGCGAUUAGUUCCAUUCAGCAGCAGAUGAUGCAGCUCUCGUUACAGCAGAACCUGCUGAUGAAGCACAGUGUGGCCUCACCUCCAGAACGAGUAGAAUCUGUAGCUAGCCCAACCCGCACAACCCCCACAACCCCCACAAGGACACAAACAACAUCCACCACCUCUACCUCAGAGUCCAAAUCUUUUGCAGUCCACUUUGUAGAUAUCGGUGGCGGCAGUUCUCUCCCUGUAGGCCGACCUCCUAAGCUUAGCUCCAGCCGCAGCAAAGCCUUGGAGAGAAAACAGAAUAAAGAGAACAGCAAGCUGGCCUCUAUAGCGGCCUCUAAUACUGAGACCCCAGAGUGCACUCCCUCUCCUAGUGAAAGUCCAUGUGGAGACCAGGGGACCAAGGCUUCUAUGGAGAGCUCCAGGUUAGAGAGAAACAUUCAGAGAAAGAGCACCUUCAGAGUCCAUGGCUUAGCUGCAGAACGAUUAACGCGCCUGCAAGACCAACCCCAGUCCCAGGACCCACCAGUCAUCUCCGGUACAACUGUAUCUGCCUCACAGGCGGCAGAUCCAGAAGAAGCUGACAACUCAGGAAAAGAGGCUUUGGCUGGAGAAGAGAGUACCAGGGUCAAAGGUCAGCUGAUUGAGGUCGACCUGUCAGAGCUUAUUGAUACACUGGAGGACGGCAAUCAAGAUGGCACAGACUGCACAGCAGAGGGCGAGCAGAAUAUUGGGCUGGGCUUCUUCUUUAAGGAUGAGGAGAAGGCAGAAGAUGAAUUGGCGAAACGUCGCGCUCACUUCCUCCUCAAACAGCAGCGCAAAGCUGAAGAGGCGAGACUACGCAAACUACAACAGGAAGCCGACAGUGAGCUCAAACGUGAUGAGAUACGGCGGAAGGCGGAAGAGGACCGUGUGCGUAAGGACGAAGAGAAGGCGCGGCGAGAGCUAAUUAAACAAGAAUACCUGCAGAGGAAGCAGGAGUCCCUGAUGGAAGAGCAGGGUCAAGGUCAGGUCAAGCCCCGUCCAAGGAUGAAGUCCCGCAGGAGCAGGCCGAAAUCCCUCCACCGUGAAGAGUACAACAGCCUCUCCAAAGGAUACACCACACGUAAUUCUCUGAAGGUGUCCAUGUUGAUCAAAGCCCAGGGCUCAGCAGCAGGCUGCGGGGGAGCCGAUCUGAGCUGCAGUCAUCGAGGAUCGACGCUCUCUCUGGCGACGGAGACAGACAGUGUGAUAUCCGGAGGGGCAGAGCCGCAGAGGGCUGCUUCUGUUUGCUCUGUGGAGUCAUUCCCGAUGCUGAGCAGAGCAUCCAGCAGGAACAUGGAGAGGGACUGGGAGAACGGCUCCAUAGCCUCCUCCAUCAUGUCCACCGAGUACAACGGUCCUAAACUCUUCAAGGAGCCGAGCUCUAAGUCCAACAAGCCAAUCAUCAUCAAUGCCAUCGCUCACUGCUGCCUGGCUGGAAAGGUUAAUGAGGGCCAGAAGAAUGUUAUUCUGGAGGAGCUGGAAAAGUGCGACGCCAACCACCUGAUCAUCCUCUUCCGUGACGGCGGGUGCCAGUUCCGCGCCAUUUACUCAUACUCCCCAGACACAGAGGAGAUCGUCAAGUUCACCGGCACCGGGCCGCGCAACAUUAGCCGGAAGAUGAUUGACAAGGUCUAUAAAUACAGCUCUGACCGCAAGCAGUUCACUGCCAUCCCCACCAAGAGCGUGUCGGUCAGCGUGGACGCCCUGACUAUCCACAACCACCUCUGGCAGAUCAAGAGACCAGGGAGCGCACGGAGGAAGUGAGAGGGAAAAGAAACCCUGAUUUCCAGCUUCUGUUUAUUUACAUGCGUUGGGCCGGACCCAAUAAUCCUGGAAAUGAUUGACAUGCGAUCAUGUUAGAUGGAGGGCGUAGAUGUCAGUGUGUGGCAGUGCAAGAGUGUGAACCACCUGCCAAUUGAAUGCAUUCCUUUAUUAUUUUUUUAAUUUAUUUUUGCUUUUCUCCUGCUUGUCACACUGAUUGGAUUUGUUGGGACGUCCUACAGUGACUAGGCACCGUUCAUGAUGGAUUCUUAUGUAGCAGCGAAGAGGAGAUGGACCCUGGAGUCGAUUACUGCUGAAUACUACUGACAAAAGCUAACACACACUUAUACCAAGUGCGACUACAGACAGGCAGUGUUGAACAAUCACUCGACAAUAUACCGUAACGUUUGCUAUUUCAGCUCGGCAAAAAAUGUACACCUUCAGCUGUGAUUAUUAUGAGUCCGGGUUCGACAUACAGAGCUCCUGUUUGUUCACCAGUAACUUCUACUGGUCAAUGCUUUUCUGAAAGUAAAGAAACUUUUCUAUGUAAGUAUGGGAUGGAUGUUAGUGAGUGGUCCACGUCCAGUGUUGUUUUUCUAUUUUAGUGUGUUUGAGGAAGU
Messenger RNA from Pleuronectes platessa (European plaice), 5676 nucleotides. RefSeq names its product calmodulin regulated spectrin-associated protein 1a (gene camsap1a). Bases 224 to 5059 code for a protein of 1611 amino acids. The transcript has 20 exons. Gene Ontology annotation, molecular function: calmodulin binding; spectrin binding; microtubule minus-end binding. NCBI's taxonomy places the organism in Eukaryota, Metazoa, Chordata, Actinopteri, Pleuronectiformes, Pleuronectidae. The record is from RefSeq and is a predicted model, not a curated record. Gene Ontology annotation, biological process: cytoplasmic microtubule organization; negative regulation of microtubule depolymerization; neuron projection development. Gene Ontology annotation, cellular component: microtubule minus-end.